This is a messenger RNA of Kwoniella botswanensis, 4536 nucleotides long. RefSeq lists its product as uncharacterized. The coding region runs from base 1 to 4536 and encodes 1511 amino acids. Gene Ontology annotation, molecular function: mRNA binding; protein binding. Gene Ontology annotation, cellular component: cytoplasm. Gene Ontology annotation, biological process: intracellular distribution of mitochondria. The transcript is spliced from 6 exons. NCBI's taxonomy places the organism in Eukaryota, Fungi, Basidiomycota, Tremellomycetes, Tremellales, Cryptococcaceae. The record is from RefSeq and is a predicted model, not a curated record.
AUGUCAGACCAACUGGAGCAACAGCAACAGCCUAUUGGCCAAGCUGAAGUAUCUCAAGAUGUCGCUCAGGUCAAUGGUGAAGAAAAGGUAGAGGAUCAACCUGAAGCUGUUCCUUUACCCCCUCUGACUAUCCGCUUCCCAACUCCAACAUGUCCUCGUACGGUGCCAAAGGCCAAGGACUCUUCGGAACCCCGCGAUCGACUCACCAUCUACCCUCAACCUACGGAGACCAUGCAGGACAUCAAGCUGCUGAUCAACGACUGGGUGGGAGCAUACUGGCUUGGACCAUACUCUCUAAGAUUACCGUUCGUCAAGGGCGAUGACGGAAGAGGGAAGGUCUUCACCAAAAAGGAAGAUCUUAGCGAGAUUAGGGCAGGAGAGAGAUUGAAUGAGUGGUUGGAAGUUCAAGAUGCUUUUACCCACCUCGAGGAGGACGGUGAGAGGGUAUUGGAGGUUGUGAAGGAACCUUACGGAGAAUUUACCGCUCGUCAAUCUGUCCUCCGAAUACUUGAACUGAUCGCUCCUGCUGGUACCACCGCCAACACGACGACCACUCCCAUCGCCCUUCAACCUGGAUCCACAAUCUUCGAAUCUGUUCGUGAUGGAGUCUUGUCGUUAGGUGGUGAGACCCAGUAUGAGGAAGUAGAGGUAUCCUUGCCAAGUGGACGAAAAGGUAAAGGAGGCAAGAAGGAAUUGGUGAAAGUGAAAAGAGCUGUUUCCAAUGAUAAAUCACAUGCUUUUUCAGAUUGGAAAGGAUCCGAAGGAUGGGCAUCAACGAAACUUGGAGAAUUACCUUUCUCACAAUCGCCUUUGGAAGUUCUACCAUGUUUGAAAUCUAUCCAGAUCUCCCCUUUCAAUCCUCCACCACCACACUUGCGUCAAUUAGGUCAUCAAUUAUACCUCCAAGUCGCUUUGUUAGAAGGUGAAACCGUUACGAUCAUCUGUACCACUAGAGGCUGGUAUGUUUCGAAAUCGAACGUCAACCAAUUCGAUCCUUCCCCCAGAACAGAUAACAAUGGCUCAAACCCUCCACCUACUCACUCCUUGAUCGAUUUGUUACACUCCUUGUCGCCUCUCUUCUCGGAAAGGCUAUCUAAGUUGUCACCUCUAUCUACCGAACCACCUUCUCUCGACCCCAUUUCGACUGUCGCUAUUCCCCAAGCUGAGCCCGCUUAUCCAUGGUUAACAAACAUCCCUAAGCCUGCCACCUCGGCGGAAAUCCUUAGAACCCAACUAGCAUUCUUACACACCGGUGCUUAUGGUGCUGAUAGUGUUGAUGCUGCCAGGGACUGGAAUGAGGAAAUCCAGGGCAUUAGAGAACUGCCCAGAGGAUCGAUGCAAGAGAGAGUAUUUAGAGAGAAGAUGUUGCAGAAGGUAUGGGCGGAAUUUGAUCAAGCUGCUAUACGAGCGGUACAAACCGUCUCAAGAGGUGAUAUACCUGCCAUCAACCCAUCUGAAGAUCCAAAAGCUCACAUGUAUCUCCAAUCCAACAUCUUCAUCACUCAGGGUGACUCCGAUGCCCUCAACGCUUAUGGCCACUUGGGCGGUGAUGCAGCUAUGCGAAUCUCCCAUGGAAAGGACGCAGCCGGUGUCAAGUUGUUGAAUAAACUGGACGUUGACGGUCUGUACAUGCUUGGGCAUACCAUCGUAGAUUGGCAAGGUAAACGAUGGAUCUGUCAAUCCAUCUUACCUGGUAUUUUCUCCAACCGUAAGAAGGAGGAAGAAGAGGGAGAUCAAGAGUCCAACUCAGCAGAAGAUGGUGAAGCCCAGAAGAAGGAAGAUUGGGUCAAAGUUGGUGAUUCGCCUACGAAAGCUUCUGCUGAUAAAUCUGUGGAUGUCGGAGAGCCUGGCCAAACGGACGUCGAAGGUGAAAACGAGAAUCCAAUGAUGAUCUACGGUAUCGAUUCUGAAAACCCCACUUCAGUCCACUGGGACAAAGCUACUCAUAAAUUGAUGGCUACGGUUGGUCAAGCGCAGAAACUCGCCGCUCACAAGAUCAAGGACGGAAAGGGCGUUGAAUACGAAUUUUACGCUAGUUCAGAAGUGAAAGGAUUGAAGGGUACAGAUGGAAGGAGAUAUCUUCUUGAUGCUCAAAGACUGUCACCUGUCGAUAUUGAAUGGUUGGAAAAGGAUUAUGAGAUUGAAGGUGCUAAAUACCCACACAGAUUGACGAUGCUUAGACCCGAAUUGUUGGAAACUUUCUGGGAGUCAGAGUUGAAGCGAUGGGCUAGAGGUGUAGCUGAGAAAGCUAAAGCUAAACAAGAUGAACAAGCUUCGAAAGACAAAGCGCAAGAAGCUGGACCAUCUACCACCGACGAGGAUAAGCCAGAAGGUCAAGCUUCAGAUGAAUCGUCUACACCUAAAGAAGAACAAUCACCUGCCGCUGAAGCCGCGGCUGCCCACAGAGCGGAGGAAGAGAAACCUGUCGAUGCUAGUGUGAUCGGCGAUAUCAAGCAAUUCGAACUGAAGUUCAACCCAGAUGCUUUCGUGGAUCAGAUCCCAUCGAAAGAUUCUACUACCUCAGAUGAUCAACCUUUCUUACCGUCCACUAUCACCGAUGAGUCUGAUCCGUCUGUCAAAGCUGUACGAGAUGCCUCUGUUUUCCUCAGAUCCAUCGCUAUCCCCGCCGUCGUUUUGGAUGUUCUUACCGGCAACACUUCGGGUCUCAUGGAUGGUGCUUCCUUGACUAAGCAUUUGCACGGAAGGGGUAUCAACAUGAGGUAUCUGGGUCAUUUAGCCAACACCAUCAAACAGUUCUCUGCUGGGCCAGAGGGUGAGGCCAGGAAGGAGACUGGUCAUCUUGCUGCUUUGAAGGCAAUCGUCCUUCAAGAGAUGAUAUUCCGGGCAUCCAAGCACAUCCUUCGAACCCUCAUCUCCAACCUUCAGCCUGAAACCACCACCUACGCUGUCUCUCACUUUUUGAAUUGUCUUCUCGGUUCCUCGUACAACUCUUCGCCUUCAGCCACUUUCAACCCAAUCGGUAUCUCCGACAGAGAAGAGCAACCUGAAUAUACCAAACUUACUCCUGAAUCAUUGCGAAAGGCUAUAAUCGAUGAAGUCAAACUUAGAUUCAGGUUCACUGUGGAAGAAGCUCAUUUUGAAGAAAGCUUGAAGAAGAGACAAUUGCUUAGAGAACUCGCUGUCAGAUUUGGUAUACAGCUCGCUCAGAGGGAUUAUGUCUUUGACAAAGAUCAAGACUCAUCUUCGACCGAGGACGAGAAGGACAUCAAACAGUUGAGAGAUAGGAAGAACAAGAAGAACAAGGUACCUGUACAAAAGAGACUGAACACCUUCGAGCCUGAAGAUAUAUUGACACUUGUUCCUGUGGUCAAAUCCACUGCUCCUACUGUAACUGUUGCUGAAGAAAUACUCGAAGCCGGACGAAACACCAUCAACCGAGGCUCUAUCGACCUUGGUCUUGAGUUCAUGCUGGAAGGAUUACAAUUAUACGAGAACAUCUACUCGGUAAUCCACCCUGAGGUAGCCUCGGUAUACAACCAGUACUCUCAAGCGAUCCAUCAAUUGGCACGAUUGAAGAUCCAACAAGUCGCUGCUCAAGCUGCUGCCAACCCAGAGGGCGCUGCUGAUCCAGAGCAGCCAUUGGGAUUGGACAUCUCCACCGCGCUCAGAUUGCAAAGACAAGCUAUCAUCGUCGCUGAGCGAACACUUGGUGUUUAUCACAGCGAAACCGCUGGAUAUUACUUCAACCUCGCCAUGUUGGAGAAUCUUGAGGGUAAUCCCCAACAAGCUCUCAGAUACUUCAGACAUGUUUUGAGACUUUGGGAUGUCAUUCAUGGACCUAAUCAUCCGGAGAUCAAUACUGUUUUGAGUAACGCCGGAGUCGUCCUCCAAGCAAUCAACGAGACCUCCCUCGCCCUUGUUCUUCAACAACAAGCUUAUGAUUCCACCUUAUCUCUUUUCGGUGACUCCCACAUACAAACGGGUCAGGUUCUCCACCAACUCACUCAAUCUCACUUCCUCGCCGGAGACAUGGCUGCUGCCUUAUCCACAUCGGAGAAGGCUCUUGACAUCUUCAGUGCUAGAUUAGGUGAAGAGCACUCGCAGACUCAGGAAGUCAAGAAGAACGUCGAGCUACUCAGAGCUGUCAUCGACAAUGUUGAGAAGCAAAAAGAGAGGAAUGAGCAAUUGAAGAAGGAUCAACAAGAACGAUUGAAAGCUGCCAAGGAACGAAUCCAACUUACUGGUGGAGGUAUAAAGGGCAGAAGGAUUGGUAGUACCCUCGCAAAUGGAUCUGGUUCAGGUGGAGUACGAAUCGUUGACCCCACUACUUUAGCUGCUGCUGCUGCUGCUGCUGGACAUCCCAUAGAUGCCAGUGGACAAUCUGCUGCUGCCUCCGCUUCGUCGGCCGAGGGACAAGGCCAAGUGUCCGAAGGAUCAAAUAUCGGUACCAGGGGUACGGAAAGUGUCGAAGAGUUGGUAAGGUUCAUCCAAGGUCAACAGCAGCCGAGUGCUUCGGCCGCUAGGAGAGGCAAGAACGCUUUAAGGGGUAAGAGAAGAACAGGUGCUAAGCGAUAG